Molecule: messenger RNA, 2047 nt
Organism: Vigna radiata var. radiata (mung bean)
Lineage: Eukaryota; Viridiplantae; Streptophyta; Magnoliopsida; Fabales; Fabaceae
Product: probable L-gulonolactone oxidase 4
Exons: 4
Coding region: 34-1794 (586 amino acids)
Cellular component (GO): membrane
Molecular function (GO): FAD binding; D-arabinono-1,4-lactone oxidase activity
Source: RefSeq, a predicted model, not a curated record
AAAGACUCACUCUCACAUAAGCAACUCUGUAGCAUGAUGUUCUUGAAGAGGAUGUCGCAGCUAUGCUUCAAACCAACUCCUUUUCUUCUGUUCUUCCUAGGUUUCUACGUCGCACUCUCUACUCCGGAGGAUCCCAUCAACUGCUCCUCACACAACACAAACUGCACCAUCACUAACUCCUAUGGUACAUUCCCUGAUCGAAGCAUCUGUCAAGCACAAAAGGUGUUUUACCCUACACAAGAAGAAGAUCUUCUCAGAGUGGUUGCAUCAGCCACUCGAAACGGAAACAAGAUGAAAGUUGCCACCCGUUUCUCCCACAGCAUCCCCAAGUGGGUGUGCCCUGAAGGUCACAAUGGGUGGCUAAUAAGCACCAAAUAUCUCAACAGGGUAAUGGAGAUUGACGCCGAGAAAAGGACGGCAAGGGUGCAGAGUGGCGUGACGUUGAAGCAGCUGGUGGAGGAGGCUGCGAAGGCGGGCUUGGCCUUGCCGUACACGCCGUACUGGUGGGGUUUGACGAUGGGUGGCAUUUUGGGGACAGGAGCUCACGGAAGCAGCUUGUGGGGAAAAGGAAGUGCGGUUCAUGAACAGGUGGUGGAGAUUAGAAUUGUUACGCCUGCACCUUCUGAACAUGGAUAUGCCAAGCUUCAUAUUCUAACAGAAGAAGAUCAACAUCUCAAUGCAGCAAAAGUCUCACUCGGCUUGCUUGGGGUCAUUUCACAGAUUACUUUCAAACUUGAACCUCUGUUCAAGCGAUCCAUCACAUAUGUUACAGAAAACGAUUCAAAUUUGGAGAACCAAGUCAUAACAUUUGGACAAGAACAUGAAUUUGCAGAUAUAAUUUGGUACCCAACUCAACACAAGGCUGUAUAUCGUGUUGAUGAUCGUGUUUCAAUUCAUACAUCAGGUGAUGCUGUUUACGAUUUCAUCCCUUUCCGUUCCACUCCUGCAACUCAAUUACAACUCCUCAGAACCACAGAGGAAGCUGUGGAGUUUACUGGUGAUGCAAAGGGGAAAUGCUUAGUUGCAAAGACAGCAACCAAUGCCCUUAUAGCCACUGCUUAUGGACUAACUAACAAUGGUUUAGUCUUCUCUGGAUUCCCUGUAGUUGGAUUUCAUAACCACAUUCAGGCUUCUGGGUCAUGCCUGGGCAGUGAUAGGAAUACAAAGAUGACAACAUUCUGUCCCUGGGACUCUAGAAUCAAAGGAGAGUUCUUUCACCAAACGGCAUUUAGUAUUGGGUUGUCUGUGGUAAAGAACUUUAUUGAAGAUUUGAAAAAGCUGGUUGAAAUGGAACCAAAGGCAUUUUGUGGCAUAGAGAUGUACAACGGGAUUCUGAUGCGUUAUGUGAAGGGUUCAAGUGCAUACCUAGGGAAACAAGAGGAUGGCGUAGACUUUGAUAUCACAUACUACCGUAGCAAAGACCCAAUGGCUCCUAGGCUGUACGAAGACAUUAUUGAAGAGGUUGAGCAGAUAGGGAUUUUCAAAUAUGGAGGUUUACCACAUUGGGGUAAGAACAGGAAUGUGGCAUUUGAAGGAGUGAUGAACAAGUACAAAAAUGCAGAGAAGUUUCUGAAGGUGAAAGAUGAGUAUGAUCCAGAAAGGCUAUUCUCCAGCGAGUGGACAGACCAAGUUCUUGGUAUGAAAGAAGGGUUGAUGGUAUCAAAGGAUGGGUGUGCAUUAGAAGGUCUGUGCAUAUGCUCCAAUCACAACCAUUGUGCACCAACCAAAGGCUACUUUUGCAGACCAGGCAAAGUCUACAAAGAAGCAAAGGUUUGUGCUGGUUCAGGAUCUUAAGAUGCAACAAGUUUCAAAAGACUUUCAACAAACAACCUAUCUGCAUAGUUUAAGAGAAAUAAAUAAAAGGAGAUAUAUAAUAAUAAACGUGGAGUGGCCAAUCUCUCAGCAGACCCAUUACGCAAAGAAACUUUAUAUGUUAACCAUCAACCUUGAACAGUUCAAAAUAGAUCAUUUGCUUACUUGUCACUGUGACAUGUUGUUAUAUAUUAUAUAUGGGGAAUUAAAGAAGAGCAAGUAGAUUAAUAUUCAA